AUGGGUUCAGAAGCAGGCCCGUCUGGUGUUCAUCCAACCGAUGAGAAGGGAAAGAGAAAACGACCCGAGUCGCCCGCUCAAGACCUAACAUCUAAGAAGGUUUCACUUAAGGUGAGAGGAGUCGCUGCUGUCAGAGAACCACAUAUUCACCCCGAGAAGCAGGAAGAGGAUCAUCUCCUGGACUAUGUUGACACAUGUCCCAAGGGGAUUUCAUCUCAAUAUCCAAACCCUGUGAAUAUUGGUGAAAAGUCACCGUGGCCAAUUGAAGCAAGUGCGGUGAAUUAUCCCACGUUCGAUGACCUUGGCAACUUCAAAAAGUUCGUACGUGAUUCCCGUGAUGAGGCAGAGCUUGCCGUGUAUCUUGGACUGCAGCAUAAACACGACCUCAGGCAAUUCGCUUUUUCCUGGCCUGUCAUCAAGGCGUGGAUCAGAGCACCGCAUAAUCAGACUAUCUCGCUGAAAUCGGAGAUAAAUCAUCUCAUCAAGGGUGGCAAAGAACUAUCCUGUAUCGAAGAUCCUUACCAAGUUUGGCCGCAACUCCCCGAGGAGUCAGAGGAGGAUGCUUCUUUGCGAAUUACACACAUCAUGGCAUGGCAUCUAGUUCAGAUGUCUAAGGAUAUUGAGGAGUACACCAUGAGCAGUGAUCUGCAUAACUUCCACCGCACAAGGAGAUACCGCGGUGAACUAAGCGCGAUGUUGGAGCUCGAUAUCCCGCUGGACAACAUUUUUCAUCCUCGUCCCCAGCUAAUAUCUUAG
Messenger RNA from Penicillium psychrosexuale, 756 nucleotides. RefSeq lists its product as uncharacterized. Bases 1 to 756 code for a protein of 251 amino acids. Lineage: Eukaryota; Fungi; Ascomycota; Eurotiomycetes; Eurotiales; Aspergillaceae. The transcript is spliced from 2 exons. The record is from RefSeq and is a predicted model, not a curated record.